UGUGUGUGUAUAUAAACCUCGUUUGCAUCGGCAACGCGAAGAAGAGCAAGAACAUUUGCAGUGUGUGGAUUUUUCUCUCCUUCGUAAAGGAUUUACCGCAUUUACGGCAAAUAGUAAUUUUGUUUUAUUCGUUUCCUUUUGCACACCGCUAAUAGUUGGUCACCAUGGAGAAAGUAGACGACGACAAAAGCCGCAGAUCACCGGCGGAGAAAAGUUCAAAGAAGAAAAGUGACCGCAAGUCUCGUUCUCGCACACGCAGCCGUAGCGCCAGCCGUACGGAUAAGCGGCGCAGCCAUUCUAGGAGUCCGAAUUAUCGCCGGCGGCACGGCGGUAGCUCUUCCAAUCGAAAGCGUUCUCGCAGUCCGCCAAUGUACCGCUCCAGGCGUAGAUCACACGACCGUGGUCCACCGAUGCGCCGACAUGGGCACGGACGUCGGCGUAGCCGGUCGCCGGGUAUGGGUGCAAGAGGCGUUGUUGAUGGUAGCGGAAUGCAGAUGGGCAUGAUGGUCGGUAACCAGGGAGGUGGUUCGUACAUGAUGCAGGGAACGAUGUAUGACCCUGCCUUCUAUGGAGGGUACGGCAAUAACGGUGGCUACAUGGGUGGAUACGGUGCGUAUGAUUACGGUAUGGUAUCCGCCGGAUAUGGCACUGGAACGAUGAUGGAUCCAUCGCAGGCAAUGAUGAUGGGUGGAGGAGGCGUACAGACCGAGUGGGAUCAUGCUCCCAUGCAACCGAUUGUACAGGAAACGGAGGAGGAGAAACGCAAGCGCGAAGCGGCAGUCACGUUAGAGUUGCUGAAUCAGCGAGCUGCUAUGAAAAAACAACGCGACGACUACAAACAACGCGCGGGUGCACUGAAGCGUGAACUGAAAACGCUGAAAGAGCAACGGUCUGAUCUUUGCUCGGGACGUGAACCACCCUCACCGACAACGAACGUUUUUAUCAAUGAAAAUGACAAAUUGCAGUCUCAAAUACAGGACAAGAUCAAAACGAUCGAAAAUGUUAUCGACAUGCUGGAUGGGAUCAUUGCUAAAGAUAGAACACCGUCACCGCCACCAGGUAUGCUGUUACCCGGUACAAUGGCACCGCUACAUACCAUUCCGGACGCAAUGGGCACAACGUCACCCACUGCUGGUACGCGCGAAAGUGAUGGUGGUGAUGCAAAUCGUCGCACAUACCGCAACCCAUCACGUUCACCCCGUCCCGACGGUGGUGGUAGUACGCUUGAUCGUGCCCGAUCGGAGUCGCCAUCCCCUGAACGGUUAAAGAAUGAAGUCCUGGAGAGUAUGCAUGCACGCGGGAAACGUAAACCAUCAGAUCAAAGACAAGCUGAUCAUGCCGAUGGCAAACCGAAAAAGCCCCCGUACAAUUACGUUCAUUAUGAUUCCGAGCUGCACUGGUGCGCUAGCUGCAACGUGUUCCCGAAAACAGCCAGAGAGUAUCUGGCGCAUUUGCACUCGGAACAGCACCAAAACCGGAUGAUCAUUGAUGAGGGCUCGUCCGAAGACCAGAAGCUGAAAGUAGCACCAUGGCGUGCACAGCUGGACACUGACGAUAAUAUGCUUAACACGGAGGCACCGACCAAAAGGGUACCGAUACGUGGUUUAGAAUUUUUCAUUCCAGCUACGGCCUGGUUCUGCAAGUUGUGCAACUAUUGGAUGGGUGAUCUCCACUGUGCUUCGUGGCAUUUAAAAUCACAAAGCCAUGCCGAAGCGUACAGCAAAUAUGUCAACGGCCAUAAAAACUAUGAAAUGGAUUGGAUGGCGGAUCGACAAACAGCAUUUGAAGAGUACGGAGAAUCGAACCAAGGAGGUGAUGGAGAUAUUCCUGCUCCACCGCCACCACCAACAGCCGAAGAGCUUCGGCUUGCUGCCUCGGGUACACAGUCCAACAAAUUGCUAGAGGCUUCUUCAUCUUUCCACAUUCUACCGAAAAGCUCCAACCAGGAACGCAAUGCAUCAUCCCCGGCGGUAGAAAGUAUCCGGUCGUCCGCGACAAAGGCAGAGGUGCAAGGUUCAGCCUCAAGUGCGUCUAAAAAGACAAAAAAGAAGAAAUCUCGCAAAGAAGAUCGAAAAGAAAAGAAGAAAAAGAAGCGAACAAAGAAAAGAAAGCGAGCAGCUGCGUCGUCCAGUUCAUCGUCCUCUUCGAGCAGUAGUUCGGAUUCAUCCGAUUCGGAUUCCGAGUCAGGUUCGGAUAAAGGCAGCAAGGAAAGUGCAAAGAACGAAAACCCAAUUCAUGCAGCCAUGCGUAAUAUUUUGAACGCUAAGGAGAUGAAUGCGAGAGAAGUAGCGGCAGCUGUCGCUGCAGUUGCUGCUGCUGCUGCUAAACCGAAUGCUAAUGAGGAUGCUACGGGCAGUGCAGCUAAGGCGGACCAAAAUUUAGGUAAAUGGACGGUUGUUCAUCCGGCACAGGAAAGAAAAAUGGCUUCAUCCAAAGGACUAGCUGCUACGCCAUCGGCAGUAGCACCUCCGCCACCUGCAUCGAAUUUUGCACAAGUUGCAUCCAACUCCUCUGGCCUGGACGUUGACGACAAGAAGCGCAGCGGACGUGACGAGGAACGGGAUCGAGACCGCGACAGAGAUCGCGAAAGGGAUAGGCGCAGUGUAGACCGUCGAGAUCGUUGGGAUCGACGAGACAGUCCGGACCGUUACGGUGGACGUGACCGUGACCGGGGUAGAAGACACGAUUAUCGUGACUAUCGUGAUCGACGCGAUCGACGUCGUAGCCGCUCGAGAGGACGUAGAAGCCGCAGUGGUAGCGGUAUGGGACGUCGAUUCCGUCGGCGAUCGUACUCCCGUUCACGCACACCGCGUUCUCGAUCGCGUAGCCGGUCCAGAUCAAGCCGUGGAAGUCAUCGAAUUAUCGAAAAACCAGUUGUAAAUUUUCCGCCGCAACCGAAACCGAUUAAAACGGACAAGAAGGGUACGAAAUCAUCGGGCAAAGCAUUUGGCCGUUCGGAUGAUGGAGGUUCGUCUAGCAAAAAGAUCAAAUCUACCUCGAGUGGAUCUGUCAAGGAAAACAAUAGCGAAAAAGGUGCGUUACCCAAGAAGCUUCCCUUUAUCGGUCGCAUGCCUGUAUUUAAGAAGCAGCAGGCGGAAAAUGCUAAGAAGGAAGAAGCGGCCGCUGCAGCAGCUGCUGCCGUACCGAACGCCGAAGAAAGCAAUGAUGCCGUUGACGAGCAACAUGGGGAAUUGGUUAGUUCAGAAGUGAAUGAGUUGGCUGCUGCAACAAUGGUCACUGCAGGUGAUGCUAAUGAAGCUGCUACAGCUUUGAUGAUGAUGCCGGCACAAGAAGGCGUAUAUGAUUCCCAAAUAGUACAAGGAACGGAUGCUUACCAGUACGCGGAAUUACAAAUGGGAGAAACAAUAACACCCCAAGACAUGGAUGUGGCUAGUGGGGAAGAGCAAACAGGAGAGGAGAAUGCGGUGAGUCAGGAGGACAUCAAUGCCGAGCCAACUCUUGCCAACACCGAACAGGAUCCCGACGCAUACGUGACAGCAGAUGGGCAAGUACCGCUACCGAAAGAUUUUCAGGAAGCACUGGACAUCAUUUACGAUGGUGGCGAUAAACCAAAGCGGGCUGAUGUGAUUGCGAAGGAAGCAGCUGCCGCAGCUGCAGCAGCAGCAGCCGCCGCUAAACCACCUGAAAUAGUGCCCAAUCCGCACGAGCCAGGAUCUAUAAUGCCGGGGAUGGGCGCACCUAUGAUGAUGGACCAUGAUCAACCGCACAUGAUCGUCCCUGAAGCGAUCGAUAUGUAUAAUCAGCAGUACGCUCUCGAAUAUGGUAUGCAGUCGGCGGCAUAUCUUGCGGCAACUGGUGCCAUGAUGACCAUGGGCCACGGUGUCGUACCGGCGGAGAUGCAUUACGUGGAGGAUGAAUCGCAAAAUCAACCGCUUGACAAUAUGAUGUACGGUGCAAUGCAUUCCGCCACGGACGCGGCGGCAAUAAUGCACCAUCACCAGCAGAUGGUGGCUGCUGGUGCACUUGAUCCAAAUGCUGCAGCCUAUGCUAUGGCAAUGGUUGCCGGUGGUGGAUAUACGCCAGAAAUGAUGGCCAUGCACCAUCAAGCAUCAAUGGGAGUUACGGACGGUAGCGUAAUGAUGGAGGGACAGGCGACUUCAGGAAAUGUUUUGAAUGAAGUAUAUCCUUCGGAAAGUGCAACUGUAAAAGAGAAUGAAGCUGCUGGAGCUGGCACAGAGGAACCUGCAAAGGGCCAAAACGAAGAAGGUUCGGUUGAAAAUAAUUCCGAAGAAAAAAGGACAAAAAUAGUGGAAGGAAAAGAUACUGCAGAUGAGAAGGCCGUCGAAGCACCAGCUAUGCAGCAAUCAGUAGAAGAACAAGUUUCCUAUGCGGAACACGAGCAGCAAAUUGUAAAUGAAAAGGAAGUAGAAGAUAGAAAAGCUUUAGAAGAAGUCAGUUCUUACCCGAAACACGGGCAGCAUGUUGCAAUCGAGGCGUCAGAAGAGGCAGAACCACAGGAAAUAGUAGAAGAACGUUUUUCUUACUCAGAACAUGUUGAGCAUGUUGUAAACGAUUCGCCAGAUGAUGCAGAACCAGAGCAAACAGUAGAAGAAGAAGCGUAUUCCUAUACGGAACACGACCAGCAUAUUGUAAAUGAAGCAUCUGAAGAGGCAGAUCAAGAACAAGAUGCAGUCUACUCCUAUGCGGAAGACGAGCAUCAUGUUGUAGAAGACGUACCAGUAUCUGACAACGACGGAGACGAGUGCAUCGAAAUGCCCAUGGGAGAACACUACGUUGAAGAUUCUAUGCAAUCGAAUGAAAACCAAGAACAGCCUGCAUCGGUAGAAAAUUGCGAAGAAGAAGUACUGUCGUCGAAUGAAGCAUUCGGACGAGAAGAAGCUACAUCAGAAGAGGACGAUGUGGAACAGGUGCUAACUUCGGAGGAAUAUUAUGAACAAUCCGAACCAAUGCAGUCAACGCAAUCCAUACUGGAUAGCAUGAUGGCCGCUGCUAUGUGCAACUACAUUGAGGAAGAAGUUGCUGAGGAACAUUCGCAGGAUUCUUAGGCAUUCAACAUUCAAGACAAAGCCGUAAAAGAAAGGAUUUUAUGCUUCUUCUGUGGUGUAACGACCUCCUAGAACCGUCUCUGCCAUACAUUGGUUUACCAGAUAGGCCGAACAGUCAGGUCUUAUCACGCGUUGGUUUAUCCAGAACAAAGCAAACCGCGAAAUGUUAGACACGUGAUUACAAACUUAUCACAGCAAAAUAUGAUCAACAUUUUAAAUAUAUAUCUGGUCAGAUAAUUUUAAUUCCGGUAUUUUGCAUUCAAGUUGACGAUCGCUGUUAUUUGUAAACGGUACACAAUAGGAAUAAAUAAUGAAUCAAAAUAAAAUUAUGCUUACCAUCGGUAGCACAAGCGGAAAUCA
Anopheles funestus (African malaria mosquito) is the source of this 5387-nucleotide messenger RNA. Its product is annotated as zinc finger matrin-type protein CG9776-like. Lineage: Eukaryota; Metazoa; Arthropoda; Insecta; Diptera; Culicidae. Gene Ontology annotation, molecular function: nucleic acid binding; zinc ion binding. The record is from RefSeq and is a predicted model, not a curated record. Gene Ontology annotation, cellular component: nucleoplasm. Gene Ontology annotation, biological process: positive regulation of DNA-templated transcription; negative regulation of DNA-templated transcription. Bases 165 to 5027 code for a protein of 1620 amino acids. The transcript is spliced from 7 exons.